AUGAUUACCAAAUGUUCCAUAAAACUGGCACAGGUACUCAGUGCACUAGUUGGGUGGAGUAAGAUAGAGCAGUGUACUAAUGGUGGCAAGUGCAAUGGCAAUAAGGGUAGUGAUGUCAAUUCCGGUCCACACGGUGGCAAUGAGUGCAAGUAUCUAGAGGAAGUACAGCCGGACAACAAGUGUCAGGACUGUGGCUGUAUGAAAUAUGUAGUGAUCCCGGGUACAGAUUGGGCACAACUGGGCAGGGGGUGUACUAAGUGUAUGGAUACUACUGGUAAUACGCAUAGGUGUAGCUGUGCUAGUGACUGUAGUAGUGGUCCUGCUGAGGAGUGUAAAUGCGCUUUAGCGGGCAAAUGCUGCAAGUGUUGUUGUACAAGUUGUAGUGGGUGUAAGAAUGAGUGUAGAUGUGAUAAUGGUAACUACAUUAUGCGAUAUGGAUCGACGUACACAAUGAAACUGACUCAUGCAUACCUCUGGACUGAGAUUGAAGCAUUGAAGGAGCCACCUACAUGGAAACAUCUGACUGAUAGCGAUGAAAUUGGUGCCACUAAGAUUGGGGACGGAUUGACCUCUUCCCAACGUCGACACCAAUGUGACCAAAUUCUUCUAGGGUCAGUAUGUCUCAUUUGGAGUGAAGUUACCUCUAUGCAUUGGACAGGAAAGUACGCCAAGGGUAGCCCAUACUGGAACAAUCACAUCCUGGACGGCAGUAGUCUAGAUGACGGUACCCUAUCCCAAUGGCUACAGGCCUUAGGGUUCCCUAGAGAUAUGCUUAAUAAUAGUGGACCACAGAAUAGACUAGAUCAGGUUAUAUGGGAUGGAUUUAUGGGACAACUGUUUCUAGGGUUUACCCACCCUACGGGUGUUAAUCCCGGCCAGAGUGACGGUACUACAGCAAAACAACCGUACCUUAUGAAUUACGCCGGUUUUGUACAUACUGCACAUAGGGAUUCAUUCAACACCGAUGCUGCUACUGUCUUUACGAAUGGCAAUGCCUCUCGUACUACUGGCCAAAUCAGUGAUACUAACCAGCACAAAAACGGUGCCAUUUUCAAGCUCUAUAUUCUAUCAUGUGCAUACUUUACUGGAUUGCAGAAGAAGACUACUCACAGUACUACCACUAAUAAUCCUAAGACCAUUCGGGAGAUCCUAUACUGGCUAAGUGCGUUGCCCUAUAGUCAGGCAUAUAAGCAGUUACUGGAGCAUGCCAAGGAAAGGCUACAAGAAGUACUCAAGAAACCCGAAGGCACUGACAAAGAGACACCAACACUUGCCUUUCUCCAACAAGGCCGUUCAGCUCCCAUUACAGUUGAUGAAUUCAACCUGUUUGCUCACUUCCAAGCAGUGACUCAGUACUGCCCACUGGUCCUCAUAAGUAUCCAGGGUGGAUUACACAGUACUAACAGUACUACUCCUGCCAUUCACGUCUUAUACGCCAACACGGAGUGUGGAUUCACCUACCCAGCAGUUGAUAUUCAAGCUUACAACCAGGUGGUACACUACAUCAGGGCUCUGUUCUACCAACUCUAUUUCCUUAGGAAGCAGUGUGCAGUGAAGGUCACUUGUGGAGGCAAAUGGCGUGAAUGUAGGUAUGGUAGUGGAGUGCUUGGUAAAGGUGUGGUUAGCUGGAUGUGCCUGGGGUGUAACCCCAUGGAACAUGAUAGGAAAUGGAGGGUGGGGAAGGUAAAGAAAGAGUUGGUGGGGAUAACGAAUGGAACAGGGAAGAAUGAUACACUAAUGAAGUCUCUAGUGAGCGUAUUGAAGGAUAUAGGUGAAUUAGUUGUACAAUUGGGUAAUGCCCAGGAGGUAUUGGAUAGGGGAAAGGAGGAUCUAACAGGAGUGAAGACGGCACUAAAUGGAGUAUUUUCAGGGGUGUAUGAGAAUGGGACAAGUGGGAAUAAUUUCAACAAGGUACUAAAGGAUGUACUAGGGAAAUUGGAGACGGAGAAGGUGGAGAAACUAGAGAAGGAGUCAGAUUCGGUUAAUGGACUAAAGGAUGCUGCUACGAAGGCUACGACGGCACUAACGGCGGCUGCUACGAAGUCUGGGAGUGGUAGUGGUACUGAUAUUGAUCAGGAUAAGAAUGCAGUGAGUGCUGGUAUCGAUGGGUUACAUAAGGUAUUGGAGGCAUUUAAACAGUGGGCAGAGCAAGAUGGAGAAGAUAUUAUAAAGCAAGCUAAAAGCGCACUGGAACAUCUAGGGAAAAUAACAGGCGUUGGAAAUGAAGUAAAUUUGCGUAAUGUUAAACUGGAAGCACAUUACUCGGCAUUCCUCAAAGCCAUUAACCAGCUCCUCUCCCUUUGCAGCUCUCCCAAGUGCCCUACAUGUAAAGAUCACGCCACCAAGUGCGGCCGACGGGGAGAACAGAGGACCUGUGAAAAAUGCCACCAACAGUACAUGGACGGCUUCCCCUCCCCCCUCCAGGCAUUCCUCGAGGAUAGGCUGCCAGGGUUUAGUUGCAUGGAGUGGACACUGAUAUACCACUUGGCACUGGGACUGCAGAAGUGGGUUGGGUGGCAAGAAGGGGAUACCUGUUGUCUUAAGGGGGAGAAGAAAAUAGGUGAUAGUAAAGGAAUUGGUAAAGGAUGUGAGCGAGGUGGUACUGCUACUCAAUGUUGUAAUAAAAGCGGUACUGAUUGCGCUACUCAUGAGUGUGAAACGUGUGGUAAAGGUGAGAGUAAAAAUGGUAUCAAUGGUGCCGGAAAAUGCUACCUCUCGGCCUAUUGCAAAAAGAAUACUUCUUAUAGUGGCAGUUCCACUACAAAUCUCUUCCUUUGGACCUCCAUAUCCAGUGAAUGCACUAAGGUCCACCUCCUGGCCCGGAUUUUCCUAGGAUCAGUAUGUCUCAUCUGGAGUGGACUCAGUCAGUUGGGAUUCCUAACAGGAAAGGGGAGUGGUGGCAAGGACAAUAGGUGGAAGAAUAGUAGUUUGCACAAGAUAGAUGGUACCGAUGCCGGUCUCGGCUCAUUCAUGGCGGCCAUGGGCUAUGACCUGGAUAGGUUGAAUCAGGGAGGUGUUCCAGGAGGUGAGUACUGCCUAGGGUAG
Molecule: messenger RNA, 3045 nt
Organism: Babesia bovis T2Bo
Lineage: Eukaryota; Apicomplexa; Aconoidasida; Piroplasmida; Babesiidae
Product: variant erythrocyte surface antigen-1 alpha subunit
Exons: 3
Coding region: 1-3045 (1014 amino acids)
Source: RefSeq, a predicted model, not a curated record